Molecule: messenger RNA, 1751 nt
Organism: Annulohypoxylon truncatum
Lineage: Eukaryota; Fungi; Ascomycota; Sordariomycetes; Xylariales; Hypoxylaceae
Product: FAD/NAD(P)-binding domain-containing protein
Exons: 4
Coding region: 1-1659 (552 amino acids)
Biological process (GO): amino acid catabolic process
Molecular function (GO): polyamine oxidase activity; L-amino-acid oxidase activity
Source: RefSeq, a predicted model, not a curated record
AUGGUCGUACAGGCGGGUGAUCGAAUACGGAAGCUCGAGAGACGGUCUCCGGGGCUUUGUACUAAGACUCACAACAAACUGCAUCGAGAUAUAAACCAUAAAGAUGGCAAGAGGACAGUGUGCAUAUUGGGCGCCGAGCCUAACCGUAAUCCCACUUACGACAUCCUUGAGGCCAACUCCAGAAUCGGCGGUCGCGUUUACACCCACAAAUUCAGCGAAACGCCGCAUGACUACUAUGAUAUCGGCGCCAUGCGUUUCCCUGACAUUCCCAUUAUGAAGCGGACUUUCGAUUUAUUCAAGCUUACCGGCAUGCCGUUAAUUCCCUACUACCUGAACCGCCCGGAAACUCGUGACCUGUUCAACGAUCACUUCUCCGACGAAAGUAGUUCUGACCCCUACCAGGUCAGCAUCAAAAACGGCGGCCCCGUUUCUGACGAUGUAGUGGAUAAUGUCAACAAUAUUUUAGAAGCGGCUUUCGGUCCAUACAAGGAAAAGUUAGUAGAGAACUUCAAAGAAGGCUUCGCCGAGCUCAUGGAGGUCGACGACUUUAGUACUCGGGAGUUCCUAAAGAGGGGUGGUCCCGACGGGAAGCAACCGAGCUACGACUUUUUCUCCAUUCAAUGGAUGGAAACGAUGAACACAUCAACUAACCUGUUUGAUCAGGCGUUCUCCGAGAGCGUCAUGGACUCCCUUGACUUCGAUUACCCCGGGACGCCCGAUUGGUACUGCAUCGAUGGCGGCACUACUCUCCUUAGCGAUGCCAUGCGCAAUGGAAUUAAGACCGAGAUUCAAACAGAAAAGAGAGUAGAGAGUAUCUCCAUCGAUCACGAAGACGGCGACAUGUUGACAGUCAAGUGUGCUGACGAGCCCGCUCCGCGCCAGGGCUACAGCACCGUCUUUGCUACUCCGGCCCUAGGCUGCCUAGCCCGCAUGGACCUACGCGGGCUCGAACUACACCCAUCCCAGAAGGACGCCAUACGCAGCUUGCACUACGACGACUCAGUCAAGGUGGCUCUCCAGUUCAGCUAUCCUUGGUGGAUCGUCGACUGCGGUAUCAUUGCAGGCGGCGUCGCCUCGACUGAUCUGCCUCUGCGGAGUUGCGUCUAUCCAUCAUACAACCUCAAAGAUGGCCGCGAUAAGCCCGCCGUUCUGCUGGCAUCUUAUACGUGGGCGCAAGACGCCAACCGCAUGGGGUCGCUUGUUGAUCGACAGGAGGAUGAGCUCGUCGAACUGAUCCUGCAAAAUCUGGCCAGGUUGCAUGCACCGAAAAUGACGUACGAACGCAUCAAAAGUUUAUACACGGGUGUUUACCACGCAUACUCGUGGUCCCACGACCCGACGACCGCCGGCGCUUUUGCUCUCUUUGGCCCCGGCCAGUUUAGCAACCUGUACCCUUACCUCUCGCGGCCAACGGCCGAUAGUAGGUUCCAUAUCGUGGGCGAGGCGGCGAGCAUGCAUCAUGCCUGGAUUGUUGGAGCCCUUGACAGCGCGUGUGCGGCCGUGCAUCGGUUCCUCGUUCGUUUUAACCUGGCCGACGCUAUCAAUGAUUUGGAGAAGAAAUGGGGUAAGGUAGAGGAAUUAGAAGCCGGAGAACAUGGGACGGUGCAUUUGCAGGUCAUGUUAGGGAAGCUUCGGAAGGAAGACCAUCUUAAAGUCUAAGCUUCGGAAAUGUAGCGAGGCCCCUUUCUCUCGACUCGGCUAUAGAAAACACUAGGUAUCUAAUACUAAGGCCUUGACUGUCAUAACCUGGU